Callorhinus ursinus (northern fur seal) is the source of this 1250-nucleotide messenger RNA. RefSeq names its product methionine sulfoxide reductase B2 (gene MSRB2). Lineage: Eukaryota; Metazoa; Chordata; Mammalia; Carnivora; Otariidae. The record is from RefSeq and is a predicted model, not a curated record. Gene Ontology annotation, cellular component: cytoplasm. Gene Ontology annotation, molecular function: peptide-methionine (R)-S-oxide reductase activity. Gene Ontology annotation, biological process: protein repair; response to oxidative stress.
GCGUGCGGCGUCAUGGCGCGCCUGCUCCGUGCGCUCUGGGGUUCGCCCUUUCGAGGGGCGCCCUUGCGGGCCGUGGGGGGCCCAGCGGGCAGAGGCGGCGCGGGGGCCGGUCCCGAGGACGCAGGGUCUCUCCCAAAGCAUGGGCCGUCUCUCACCAAGAGUGAAUGGCAAAAGAAGCUGACACCAGAGCAGUUCUAUGUUACGAGAGAAAAAGGAACCGAAGCGCCUUUCAGUGGGGUCUAUCUGAAUAACAAGGAAUCAGGAAUGUAUCACUGUGUGUGCUGUGACAGCCCACUCUUCAGCAGCUGCAGGCUGGUGAAUGUCUUCCACAGUUCCGAGAAAAAGUACUGCUCCGGCACCGGGUGGCCUGCCUUUUCGGAGGCGCACAGGGCGUCUGGCUCUGAUGAAAGGGACACGGGCAUCCUGAGACGUGUGGACACCUCAUUAGGAUUAACUCGCACCGAGGUUAUCUGCAAGCAGGGCCGCUUGAUUGAGUUCACAGUCUCAGGCACGGCUUUGCUCAGGAGGCUCGCCUUGCCCAAUCCAAGCUGCUGGAAUCACCCGAGGCAUCUUAAAUGUUGGGAGACAGCGCCCCGUGCUCCCAAAUCUAUUAGCGCGUCAGUCACUUUAGAACCGAACUUGAUGCCUUUUCCAGAGAAUAUGCUUCUAGGGGUCACCAGGGCUCCCCUUGAGCCCUCCCACCCCCACCCCGGAGCCUGGCUUCGCCCACAGAUGCUAGUCCGGCGGGGUCAGUCCCAGAGUAACAGACUCCCAGCACCAAGCCCUGCUACACAAAGAAGAGAACGAAAAGUCGCUGGGUCCAACCCCCAGUGGAUUUUUACAGAUAAACAACCCGAAUCCCAGCGAGACUAAACUACCUAGUGAUGGCCGUGGCACCCAAGGUUCCUGAACCUCAUGCCAGUCGCCCCCCCGCCCCGGGGGUGGUCUUUAUGGGUGGACAUUGGCUUAGGUGGUUUCUCUUGUGGAAAAAGCAAGGUGUGCGCUUUGCACAACAGUUCGGGUGUGAUCCUGAUUUCAGGCAGCGGAAUAGACUUGAGGACUUCUCAAGGCCAAGGUCAGGCCCAAGAGUCUGAGAGCUGCAGAAAAUAUGGUAGAGCUCUGUAUAAGUGGGUGGCCAUCCUGCAUGGCCUCCUUGCCCACCCUCCGCAACCUUCCCGGAGCCCGCACACCAAGGCCUGCAGCAGGGCCAGCCCUUGCUGAGGGGGAGAGGCGCCACCUCCCUGGUCAGG